Molecule: messenger RNA, 1824 nt
Organism: Paramecium tetraurelia
Lineage: Eukaryota; Ciliophora; Oligohymenophorea; Peniculida; Parameciidae
Exons: 3
Molecular function (GO): acyltransferase activity, transferring groups other than amino-acyl groups
Source: RefSeq, a predicted model, not a curated record
AUGGCAGACACCCUGACCGAUCCAAAACUUGAAUUAAUUAAAUUGGCACCCUACAUCUAUUUCAGUGGCAAAGGGAUCAACGAUUUUGGAUUCUAUGAAGACUGUACAAAUUAAUACUAAUAUGCGGUCAUACAAUUCUUUGUUCCUACAACUCCAGCCUCUGUCAACAUUGGAAUUUGCUUUACUAAAUAAUGUUCCAUCUCAGACAUCAAUUCCUCAAUUUAAACACUGAAAAAAUGGAUCCUGCCAAUCGCCUAAGAUAUAUCAUAGGUUGAUCUAACCGAGUAUGAACUCAAAUUUCUGGAUUCACAAGUCACUCCUUAGCCUUAAUUUGCUACCUAUAUACUUAUAUCAUGUUUGAUAGGAUUCCUUAUGUUAUAAGUAUACUUCACAUAUUUUCAUAAAAAAGACAUGGAGGUUCCUCAAUAGCAACUCUAAUAAGAGUAUGAAUAAAGAGAUAUCUAAGAAGUGAGCACUUAUUUCGAUGAAGAAUAAUAAUUAAUAAAUCAUGCUAAUAAAACUAAAUAAAAUAGGAAAGGAAUACAAUUAAACGAAUUUUAUGAACUUUAUCUAAAUUUGGACUUAAAAGACAAUUAUCAAGAAUGUUGUAAACCAUAAGAGUCUAGAUACUCAUCAUUAAAUGGAAUUCGUGUCUUAGGAUUUCUUAUGUGUGUUUUUGGAAACACAGGAAUCUCAAUGCUUUUACAAUGUGAUUUUUAUUAAGUUUAACAUUACAGCAAACAUUACAUCUUGUUGAUAGUCUUUGGAUGCAUCUAUUCUGUGGAAAUAUUUUUGUGGCUUUCUGGAUUUUUCGCUGUACUUUCACUCGUUAAAUUGAAUUGUCUCUAUUCCUUACUUUUGAGAAUAUGCAAAAUUUGGCCAUUGAUGGUCCUGAUCAUUCUGAUUAAUACACAAAUAAUCCCAUACUUAGGAGAAGGUCCAAGAUGGUUUUAUAUUGAGAGAUAUACCAAAUGUGGCAAAUGGUGGUAAAACAUCUUAUUUAUUAACAAUUUCGAUGAUGAAAAUUAUUGUACGCUUUGGUUAUGGCAAUUAUCACUGGAUGUUCAGUUGACAAUCUUAUGUGCCAUAAUCAUAAUAUUGUAUAAACGAAACAAAAUGGCAGCAAUAAUAUUGACAAGCAUUCUUCUUUUAGUUUCACAAUCUUAUGUCAUAUACACAUGUUUACAAAAAGAAUAUGGCAUCCCCUACUUUGCUGUAUUCACCACUGAUAUCUAUAAGGCAUUUUACUAUAGACCUUGGUUUAGAGCACCACCUUAUUUUGUAGGUAUGCUAACAGCCUUUUUUGUGAUCAAUUUCAAAAGAAAAUUGAAGCUUUGGUUUUAAAAUACAAUCCAAAUUCUUGGUUUUUUGAUAAUCCUCUAUUUAACAGUAGGUUGGUAUGAUGCUAUGUAAUUUGGUGAAGAUUUCUAUCCUAAAUUGUAUGCACAAAUUUAUGAAGGAGUAAUGAGAACUAUCUAUGCCAUAGGAAUCACUCUAUUUGUAUUGCCAAACCUAUUAGGAAAUAAUAAUAUAAUCUAUUAAUUAUUAAAUUACACUCCAAUCAAAUAUGUUGUGAAAUUUACCUUUGUUGGAUAUCUAUUACAUAUGUUGGUAGUUGAGGUUGUUAUAGCAUCAUUUUACCGAAGUUUGGAUUUCAAUAUCUAGAGUAUUGGACAAGUCUAUGUGGGGUGCGUUUUAAUUAUUUCUGGUUUUAGUUUUAUAUUCAGAUGGUUAAUCGAAUUACCAAUUUAAAUAAAACAUUCAGUUAAAGAAAAGUCUUAAUCUAAAUUAUAUGUGUAGAAAAAGAAUGUUGAUUUGAUUUGA